Paramecium tetraurelia is the source of this 288-nucleotide messenger RNA. RefSeq lists its product as uncharacterized. The transcript has 2 exons. The record is from RefSeq and is a predicted model, not a curated record. Lineage: Eukaryota; Ciliophora; Oligohymenophorea; Peniculida; Parameciidae.
AUGACUCAUAAAAAGGAACUCCUCUUAUUCUUUUAAUCUUUGAUCAUUGUUCUCUAUCUCUUGAACCAUUUAAGAAUCCUAUUUGUACAUCUAAGGGUCAUAUAUUUGAUAUAGCCAAUAUGGUACAAUUUAUUAGAUAAGACCAAAGAAAUCCAAUCUAUGGAUACUUUCUUAAAAAUAAUGAUUGAAUCAUAAACUAAUAAAUGGCAAUUUCACUAUGCAAUAAAUAUAUAUAUGUUUAAAGGAUAUCAAACAUUUUAUCAAAUAAAUUACCAACAAAGGUGCUGA